UAACGAAAAGCCGCGACAACUAUUAUUCCACGAACUCAAUUUGAUCUAGUCGAUUCAGUUAAUCCAGACCGGCGGGAAAUAGUCUGCGCGCUAGUCGAACAACCGAUUCCAUCGCUCAACAUCUACGCAUCUACUGAUAGCCGUAUACAGCUAUAUACCUCAUAGGUACAACAGAUACAGAUACAGAUACAGACACAUACAUACGCGGGCGCAUAGACCAUUAGGAUGGGCGCCUCAACCGACCAAUCUCGGUUUUCGAAUCUUCGUUCUCAGGCUGAAGUCUUAGAUGGGGAUGAUGUACUUCGUCACCUGAGAGACGAAUUUCGAAUUCCCAGCAAAGCCGACAUCAAACGAACGACUCUCGAGGACCAGCAGCAGAAAGAAGAUCGUAAUAGUAACGAUCCCGAUCCCGCCCCAAUCCCAACCGAUGAAACGACGACAUGUACAUACCUCUGCGGGAACUCCCUUGGAUUGCAACCCAAAAGGACGGCAACUCGCAUUAACCAGUAUCUCCAAACCUGGUCCACCCAAGCCGUCCAGGGCCAUUUCAAGCCACUAAGCGACUCUCCUUUACCAACAUGGCUUGACGCUGACUCCCGAGCUGCCAAAUUGAUGUCCCCCAUCGUCGGAGCGGAUGAAUCGGAAGUGGCGGUCAUGCAGACCCUGACGGCCAAUUUACACUUAUUAAUGUCAGCUUUCUACAGACCCGAUCCAAACGGGAAGCAUAAGAUCAUAUUGGAGAAUAAGGCCUUUCCGAGCGAUCAUUUCGCCGUACUGAGCCAAAUACGCCAACAUGGCCUCGACCCAGCUACCUCUAUGGUGACCAUAGAGUCUCCUUACUCGGAGGAUUCUCUUCUCACCACCUACGAUAUUCAGUCCGUCAUCUCGAAGCAUGCGGCAGAUACCGCUCUAAUCCUGCUACCUGGUAUCCAGUACUAUACUGGUCAGCUGCUGGACAUACCAACCAUCACAGCGUUUGCGCACAAGCACGACAUAUUUAUCAUCUGGGAUUUAGCGCACGCGGUGGGCAAUGUCCCGCUCCACCUUCACGAUUGGGACGUAGAUGCCGCGGCCUGGUGUACGUACAAGUAUCUCAAUGGAGGGCCGGGCUGUAUCGGAGGCAUGUUCAUAAAUUCACGUAAUAGCCUGGUUUCAACGACCAUAGCCGACCCUGAACCCGAGAGGGGCUACGGCAAGCGACUUUCAGGCUGGUGGGGGAACGACAAGGCCACUCGUUUUCAGAUGGAAACCAAGUUCCAUCCCGUCAAAGGAGCAGCCGGGUUCCAGCUGAGCAACCCUAGCAUCCUCGACAUCACGAGCCUGAGCGCGUCGCUUGAGGUUUUCGAACUCGCGGGCGGCGUCUCGGCACUGCGAGAGAAGUCCAUGAAACUCACUGCCUUUCUCGAGCAAUCUCUGUCUGCCUUAUCGGAAGACGCUAAGAAGCUCUUCAGGAUAAUCACGCCGUCUGACCCAGACCAGCGCGGUGCUCAGCUGAGCAUACUACUAGAUGACGGCCUCCUAGGUCCGAUCAUGAAGGAGUUUGAGAAGAUCGGCAUCGUCGUAGACGAGAGAAAACCGAACGUUAUUCGAGUCGCCCCCUCGCCCUUGUACAAUUCCUUUGCCGAAUGUGUCACGUUCGCCGAAGGUCUCGAAGCAGCGUUGCUCGCGACGCAGAAAUAGUUAUACGUUAGCCUUUGUUGGUGGUAAAUUAGGAAUUUUCUAGACUCUCUAUUGCACCAAGUUGGAUCUCAUUGUGUACCCAAGGGGACGAGACGCAGACUGUAUGUAAGUUAUGGUAUAGAACAGGAAGCGUAGCGACUCGAAUGAUAUUUUAUUGCCCAUUUAACUAGAAAACUAGAAGUCCAUAAAGAUCUAACAACUACUCAUACCGAUGGAAUCAAUAUAGUGUUUUUGUAGGUAUCAACCUCUUGAAGGGAAAUUUAUAGGUAGUUUCGCGCAUCAAAU
Molecule: messenger RNA, 1965 nt
Organism: Annulohypoxylon truncatum
Lineage: Eukaryota; Fungi; Ascomycota; Sordariomycetes; Xylariales; Hypoxylaceae
Product: kynureninase 1
Exons: 4
Coding region: 226-1680 (484 amino acids)
Biological process (GO): NAD+ biosynthetic process
Cellular component (GO): cytoplasm
Molecular function (GO): kynureninase activity; pyridoxal phosphate binding
Source: RefSeq, a predicted model, not a curated record